This is a messenger RNA of Pararge aegeria (speckled wood butterfly), 1055 nucleotides long. RefSeq lists its product as uncharacterized. The coding region runs from base 45 to 779 and encodes 244 amino acids. Lineage: Eukaryota; Metazoa; Arthropoda; Insecta; Lepidoptera; Nymphalidae. The record is from RefSeq and is a predicted model, not a curated record. The transcript is spliced from 6 exons.
AUAAAACAAAUAGUGUUAAAUUAUUGUGUUUAAAAACAUCAAACAUGUGUUUAAAGAAGUCCAAAAUAGUGUUUUUUUGUUUCUUGGUCUGCGUUACCUUCCGUCGAGGAACAAUAGUGGCAGCUAAUGAAACCCGUGUAUUUGAACAAACCUUAACCAACUUGAUUUUGCUAUAUCAAAAAGAAAAUGCAUCGAAAGAAUACAAUGCAUCUGGUAUAGACGACGCACCCGAUGUAUGCACAACGCCAUUUCAAAAGUCUAUUAGCGAAAAUGAUUUUAUUAAAAGUAAACUUUUUGAACAGUUUCAACUCAAAGAUUAUUUCGCUGGUGAACCGAACUGUAGAAAUCUAUGUUUAAAAGUUAGUUACAAAAUCGAAGAAAUAGUAAAUAAUAUUAUCACCAAUGAUAAUACACAAUCUGCAAGCACAGACAAUCAUGCUAAUGACAAUAACAUAACAAUCAAAGAAGAAAAUGCAAGCCACAACGUAACAGAUAGCGAAAUUAAAAAUGAACACGAUCACAUAGAAAAGACGGAGAACCGUGAAGACAAUACAAAAAUAGACAAAGAAGCAGAAAAUACGAUAAAUAGUCAAAAUGUUACGGCUCGCGCAAUAAAUGAACCAAUACAAGACGAGGGCAAAGAAGGACAAGGAAAAAAGACAGCAAUAAUCGCAGGCGCCACUGUAGCAGCAGUAGGGACAACUGCCAUUGGCUCGUUUCUUGUUUAUAAAUGGGUGCAGACACUGCUACAAGCUGGUAGCUACAGAUUUCCAGCAUAGAAAAAAACGUCCCUAACUAAAUCUUCUGAAGAGAUUCAGAAGAAAUUGACUUGGAGUAAAAACUUGAAAAAUAUUUUUACGAUUGCCCGCGACCUCGUCCACGUAGAAUAUCCCCAUAUUUCCCGUAGGAUAAAUUUUUUCUAAUGCGGAAGUUAGUGCCCUCAAGAAAGCAAGCUACAGCCAAGUACCAAAUUUCAUCAAGAUCGGUUUGGUGUUUGAUAUUUGAGAAGGGCACAAAUCAAUUACAUGCUAUUGAUUUAUUUAUUUAUACUCUUU